UGAAAUUUUUAUCAAUAAAAGAAGGGAUUCUUGCCUAAACAGCUCCCCUUUACCUUUUACUCAACCAAUUUACAAAGAUUAAAAAAUGGCUGAUUUCCAGGAGUACAUGAUCCUUCUUCUCGUAUGGCUAGUCUCCAUGAUUGUGGUGAGAGCAGUACUAAGAAAAUUUCAAGCGAAGGCUCAUCUUCCACCAAGCCCACCAGCCCUACCAAUCAUUGGACACCUCCAUCUCCUUGGUUCAAUACCUCACCAAGGCCUUCACAAGCUUUCAAUCCGCUAUGGACCCUUAAUUCACAUAUCCCUUGGCUCUAUCCCUUGUGUUGUUGCUUCCUCCCCUGAGACAGCAAAAGCAUUCCUCAAAACUCAUGAAACUUCGUUCUUGGAUCGUCCGAAAAUGAUUGCUGUUGAUUACCUUACAUAUGGCUCAGCUGAUUUCUCCUUCACUCCUUAUGGACCAUACUGGAAGUUCAUGAAGAAAUUGUGCAUGACUGAACUUCUUGGAGGACGAGUACUAGAUCAGCUCCUUCCAGUCAGACAUGAAGAGAUAAGGCGGUUUUUGAAAAUCAUGCUAAAGAAAGCAAAUGCAGGAGAGUCAAUUGAUGUUGGAGGCCAGCUUAUAAGGGUAACCAAUAAUGUAAUAUCAAGAAUGAUUAUGAACCAAACAUGUUCAGAAGAUGAAGAUGAAGCUAAUAACGUCAGGAAAUUGGUGCAAGAGACGGCUGAGCUAACAGGGAAGUUUAAUUUGUCAGAUUUUAUUUGGUUAUGCAAGAACUUAGAUUUGCAGGGAUUUGGAAGAAGGAUGAAGGAAGUUCGUGACAAAUUUGACACAAUGACGGAAAGGAUCAUAACAAAGCAUGAAGAAGAAAGGAAGAUAAAGAAGGACACAGGUAGAGGAGAAUUGAUGAAAGAUUUACUCCAUAUUUUACUUGAUAUUCAAGAAGAUGAGAACUCAGAAAUGAAAUUGACAAGAGAGAACAUCAAAGCCUUCAUCCUGGAUAUUUUUGCAGCUGGGACCGACACAUCUGCCAUUACGACAGAAUGGGCACUAGCAGAGCUAAUAAAUCAUCCUGAUAUUAUGAAGAAAGCAAGAGAAGAGAUUGAUUUUGUAAUUGGAAAGAGCAGACUAGUUCAAGAAUUAGAUAUUCCUAACCUCCCCUACUUACAAGCUGUAGUAAAGGAAACACUUAGGCUUCACCCAACAGGCCCACUGAUUGUAAGAGAAUCAACUGAAACUUGUGCCAUCAAUGGGUAUGAAAUUCCUGCAAGGACUCGACUGUUUGUUAAUGUGUGGGCACUUGGAAGGGACCCAAAUCACUGGGAUAAUCCACUUGAAUUUUCUCCAGAAAGGUUUAUGAAUGCAGAAUCAAAUACAAAGAGUCAGCUAGAUGUCAAGGGGCAACAUUUCCAUUUGCUGCCAUUUGGGAGUGGAAGAAGGGGGUGCCCUGGAACUUCAUUAGCAUUACAAAUGGUACAAUCCAGCCUUGUUGCUAUGAUCCAAUGCUUUGAAUGGAAAGUUAAUGGAGGGAAUGGCACUGUUGACAUGGAAGAAGGACCUGGUUUAACUCUUCCAAGGGCUAAUCCUUUAAUUUGUGUACCGGUUGCAAGGCUAAAGCCAUUCCCAUCAUUCUGAUCGAUCAAGAAUUAAUAGGUUUUGAAUCCAUUACUCCUGCUUGCAACUAAAUGCAGAUUCUUAAAAAACCCAAUCCUUGAUUUUCUUAUUUUCAUGCAUAAUAAUCACAAAUA
Molecule: messenger RNA, 1743 nt
Organism: Ricinus communis (castor bean)
Lineage: Eukaryota; Viridiplantae; Streptophyta; Magnoliopsida; Malpighiales; Euphorbiaceae
Product: cytochrome P450 93A3
Exons: 2
Coding region: 86-1630 (514 amino acids)
Cellular component (GO): membrane
Molecular function (GO): iron ion binding; oxidoreductase activity, acting on paired donors, with incorporation or reduction of molecular oxygen, NAD(P)H as one donor, and incorporation of one atom of oxygen; heme binding
Source: RefSeq, a predicted model, not a curated record